UGGGGUCACGCUCGCCGCACUCCGGAAGCGCGGGCGCGGCCGACCCGUGCGAAGGCGCGCGCCAUGAAUCCCCUCCGCCCGCGCGCCGCGACCGCGCUCCGCUCCCCUUCCCUCGUCGCUCGGCUCCGCUCGGUGUUUAAGGAAGCUCUGAGGCUCUCUGAGACAGCUCCGCGGUCCGACCCCAACGAACUUGGGGUGCCGGCCGGCCGUACCACGGCAGCGGCAGCGGCGACUCCCCAAGAUAAAGAAGAGACCGUCGCCGGCUCCCCCUGCAAGCGGACCCGAGCCGCCGAGGAGGGCGACAUGCGGCGGCUCCGCUUUGUCCGGCUGUCGGAGCACGCCACGGCCCCGACCCGGGGGUCCGCGCGGGCCGCCGGCUACGACCUGUACAGUGCUUAUGAUUAUACCAUACCACCUAUGGAGAAAGCCCUGGUGAAGACGGACAUUCAGAUAGCUCUUCCUUCUGGGUGCUAUGGAAGAGUAGCUCCACGUUCUGGCUUGGCUGCAAAACACUUCAUCGAUGUAGGAGCUGGUGUCAUAGAUGAAGAUUAUAGAGGAAAUGUUGGUGUUAUAUUGUUCAAUUUUGGCAAAGAGAAGUUUGAAGUCAAAAAGGGUGAUCGAAUUGCCCAGCUCAUUUGUGAACGGAUUUUUUAUCCAGAAAUUGAAGAAGUUCAAGUCUUGGAUGAUACUGAAAGGGGUUCAGGAGGUUUUGGUUCUACUGGAAAGAAUUAAAAUUUGGGCCAAGAAUAGAAAAUGAGAAGCAUACUUUUUAUUAAAAAUAAUACAGGUUUUGCUUCAAGUGUUUUUGGUGUUUUGCACCAUUGUAAAUUUAAUGGAUUUAACUUGUAAAAAGUAGUUUAUUUUCUUAUGGUAGGAGGAAAAGGUACUUCUAUCAGGAUUAUGUGGGAACUUAUUUUGUGUGUUUUUCAAUUGAUGGUUGUAUGAAAAUCUACUUUGUGAAUACUUGAUGCAAAAGUUUUUAAAAAUCAGAUGUACAAUUUAAUUCAAUAAAGAAUAUUUCUUUGGUUCUGCUUUAA
Perognathus longimembris pacificus (Pacific pocket mouse) is the source of this 1037-nucleotide messenger RNA. It is a transcript of the gene Dut, whose product is annotated as deoxyuridine triphosphatase. Gene Ontology annotation, molecular function: magnesium ion binding; dUTP diphosphatase activity. Gene Ontology annotation, biological process: dUMP biosynthetic process; dUTP catabolic process. The record is from RefSeq and is a predicted model, not a curated record. Lineage: Eukaryota; Metazoa; Chordata; Mammalia; Rodentia; Heteromyidae. Bases 64 to 732 code for a protein of 222 amino acids. The transcript is spliced from 7 exons.